This is a messenger RNA of Cooperia oncophora, 627 nucleotides long. NCBI's taxonomy places the organism in Eukaryota, Metazoa, Nematoda, Chromadorea, Rhabditida, Trichostrongylidae. The record is from the annotation of a GenBank genome assembly.
UUGAAUCCCGGUUCACCUUCACAGAAGAGCCCGGCAACUGUCAAAUACGAAUGGACAGACAAUUGGAGCAGGCCUUCUGGUCAACUGGCGAAGCGACGUUUUCUUGAUUUUGCUAAGGAAGCCGUUAAGGAAGCAAGGAAACAUUUGGGAUGUCCUACUCUGGCUGGCGUUGAGACGGACUCCGCAGAAAAGAUACAUCUGAACGAGUACAUAUAUGGAAAUGAACUCAUGACCCCGAACCUCUCCAAUGUGUCAAAUCGAUUCUCGUACAUCAGUGCGGCGAUUCUCGAGGAAACAUUUCUCGGUGACAAACCAUGGUAUCGUGUGAAUCGAUCAGCAAUUCGAUGGGAACAUGAGGCGCUGUGGUACGGUAGAGAAUGGGGUUGCACGUUUGCUGAACACAGCUGCUUCGACUUCAUCGCAGAACGUAUUAGAAGGAGGAAAUCGACAUUCCCUUUCUGUUCGGAAGAGGACUACCAUGCAGGAGCAACAAAGGCGUAUUCUCUUUUGGACACUUUCCUGGAGAAGAGGCAAAUCGGAUCACCGUCAAAAUGGCGAUUUUGCCCCAUGACUAAGAUCUUUGUGGAAGAUCGAUUCGACUUACCACUGGGCACAACGUUGCUCUGA